GGAAGUUUAAAAAUAGGUAAUCUAUCCUUUCACUCUUCUUUGCUUGGUUCAUGUCUUGAUGUAACAGUAGCUGUAAGUCUGGGAAGGGAGACUCCCCAGACCACUAAGGACUUGGCAGAGUGUAUGCACAUACUUGUAAGGGCCAGCUGUGUGCACUCACUGUGUCCAAGUUCUGGCUGAGGCCUCCCUGUCCUGGACUACAGUGAGGAUGGAUGCUGCGCACAGGGGUCUAAACUGGCUGUAGUGUGAGAAUGUGUGUGGACAUCUGCUUUGAAUAUCCUCAGUCCAAGGUGGGCACAGACAUUUGCAAGGACAUGGAGGGCACAAUUAGCAGGAGAGACCUGGGGUUUUUGGACUCCUCGCAUGACACAAUGUGAGUGGGCAUUACUGGCCUCUGUCGGAACACCUGCAGUCUAUCCAAGUGUGUCACAGUUCUACUCCCACACUAUUCUAUAGACUGUUCUUGGAAAAUCCACUAAAGCAUUCCUAUAGUUGCCGACAGCCUUAUCCCACCCCCACACUUGAACACUCAUUCUCCGGUUAAAAAGCUAUGUUACUUAUGUUUCUGUAGCAGUUUAGUGAACUUAAAGCAAUCUGAGAAAAGAGACACACACAAAAAGUAAUCCAUCAAAAUGAGAAGCAGAAAAUAACAGGGAAAGUGCUUUCUUCUCUUCCAUUAUUCAUUCACACUUUGAUCUAAAAAAAAGCCAUAGUUGAGACCAAUCUAGUUAGGCUUUAUAUUGUGGGGCAGCAGUGACUCGACAUUGGGUAUCAGAGAAGCAGAGUAAGUAAGGAUGGUGUCUGUGUGUAGUGUAAUGGGAUGGGGAUCGGGGGUAGUAGCAGCAACAGGAGAUAAGUUGCAUGCAGGGAAGCUGAUCAAAUAAGGAAACAAAGAGAGGAUAAUGGGAGCCUGUGAUACUGCAGUAGCAUGAGUACACCUAGCUCCCAGAUCUUGGUUUCUAAAUACUAUUCUCUUCCAACAGGAACCAGGGCUCUCUGAGAAAUGGCUGACUUUAGGACUGGUACAGAGGUAGUACAAGUGCAGAGCGCACAGAUCACUAUGACCCAUGCCCAGUUAAUGAAGCUGAAGAGAACCAGCCCCAUCUCCAGGGGGUGACUGGCCUGCGGAACCUGGGCAACACAUGCUACAUGAACGCCAUCUUACAGUGUCUUUGCAGCAUCUCACCACUGGUGGAAUACUUUCUCUCGGGAAAGUACAUUAACGCUCUUCAAAAGGACUGCAGCGAGGUUGCCACUGCUUUUGCAUAUGUGAUGACAGACAUGUGGCUUGCAGAUUGUGACUGUGUCUCACCAGAAAUAUUUCGGUCAGCUCUUGGCAACCUCUACCCAGUAUUUAUGAAAAAGACGCAGCAAGAUGCUCAGGAAUUCUUGAUUUAUGUUCUGAAUGAACUUCAUGAAGCUCUGAAAAAGUACCACCGGAGAAAAUCAUAUGAAAAAAGAUCCAUUCCAAGAUACUGCAGGAAGAUGAUCGCCAAUGAAUCCUCCAUCAUCACCCGGCUGUUUGAAGGGCAGCUCAGUUAUAGCAUCGUAUGUUUAAAGUGUGAGAACUGCACCUACAAGAACGAAGUUUUCACCAUCAUCUCCCUCCCCAUUCCAUCCAAAUAUGAGUGCUCUCUUCAGGACUGUCUCCAGUGUUUUUUUCAACAAGACACAUUGACCUGGAAUAACCAGAUUCACUGUUCCUUUUGUGAAACCAAGCAAGAGACAGCUGUGAGGGCCACUAUUUCCAAAGCACCAAAAACAAUUGUCUUUCACCUAAAAAGGUUUGACAUUCUGGGUACAAUGAAAAGGAAACUGAGGACAGAUAUUCAUUACCCGCUCACUAACUUGGACCUUACUCCUUACAUUUGUCCAAUUUUUCGGAAACAUCCUAAAUAUAACCUCUGUGCAGUGGUGAACCACUUUGGGGAUCUGGAUGGUGGCCACUACACUGCUUUCUCCAAGAACUCAGUGACCCAGGCCUGGUACAGCUUUGAUGACACACGAAUCAGUGAGAUUCCAGAUACUUCAGUCCAAACUGCUGCAGCAUAUCUCCUGUUCUACAGCUGUCAGCCCUUUUCUAUACCUACACAAAAAUGCAAGAGCUAAGAAAAUGGUGUUUCUGAAAAUUGCAAAACUAGCAGUAAGAACCUGGUACUUAAGUUUUGCUUUGUCAUUAAAAGUCUUGCAACUUA
Molecule: messenger RNA, 2195 nt
Organism: Capra hircus (goat)
Lineage: Eukaryota; Metazoa; Chordata; Mammalia; Artiodactyla; Bovidae
Gene: USP50
Product: ubiquitin specific peptidase 50
Exons: 7
Coding region: 1150-2109 (319 amino acids)
Biological process (GO): protein K63-linked deubiquitination; Ras protein signal transduction; protein K48-linked deubiquitination
Cellular component (GO): postsynaptic density; dendritic spine; extrinsic component of plasma membrane
Molecular function (GO): cysteine-type deubiquitinase activity
Source: RefSeq, a predicted model, not a curated record